CUAACUCAUUUCUUGGACCGUAUUACUUUCUGGGUUUCUAACCCUCCGAUUCCAAACACUUUUUUCACAUCGUUGCCCGGUGCGCUACUCCUUAAAGAAUUUCUCUCUUUGAUUUUAUAUCGCUCCCCGCAAGGCUCUUCUAUAGUCUCUAUAAGGAUCAUAUUUAGAUUCAAUUAAUCUAAUUCUUCGUUAGAUUUAUUCUAUUUGUUACAAUUUCUAUUCGGUAGCUCAGAUUUUUCUUUCCUUUUUGCUUUCAAUUUCAAAUUCCCUACAUUGCAAUCGUUUUCUGAAAUCUACGGUUGACUUCUAGGGUUCCAAUUCCCCAUUUUUUUAGGGUUUUCUUAUUGGGUUUCUUGUUAAGUAUUGGGUUUUUGUUAAUUUUUUGAAAGGUCCAAGAUUGUUAGGUGGGAUAUAUAUAUAUUUUUUUUCUGGGUAUUGUUUAGUACUUGGUGUUAGGGGAUUGAGUUUCCAACCCUUUAAUUCAGGCUCAGGGUCAGAUUUUUUUAUGGCAUUUGAAUGCCAAGAGAGCAUUGAGGUUUCUGAGAAAUUGGUAGAUUAUUUAGAAGAUUAUUGUGAAGAAGGUAGCGGAUCAAAUCAGUUCGCUCCGAAUACCAAAAUUGAAAGUAUUGAGAUUUCUGAAGUAACAUCAGAUAUCAGAGUCGACACGGAAAGAAUUGCAAUAUCAAAACCUGGAUCAGAAUAUAAGUCUAAGAAGGGAAUUUCAGAAGGUUGUAGUGGGAAAACAUUUAAUGAAGUUUACACCAAUUGUCGUCGAUCAAUUGCUGACCUUCCCCCGGCAUUGAUAUCAGAGAUUCUGAACUGCCUUGGUCCAAAGGAGCUUGGUAUCAUUUCAUGUGUAUCAAGAAAUCUGUGUAGCCUUGCAUCGGAGCACCAUGUUUGGAAAGAGUUCUAUUGUGAGAGGUGGGGCCUGCCAUCAAUUCCAGAACAUUUGGAUUCAGAAAUUUCUGAGAAGUCAUGGAAGGAAAUAUUUGUGGAAAGGGAUUUUAGAAGUAAGACGUUUAUGGGACGUUAUAGUAUAGAUGUUCUCUAUGGUCACACUGAAGCUGUUCGCACAGUUUUCCUUCUGGCUUCAGCAAAGCUGAUAUUUACUUCAGGUUAUGACUCUGUUGUUCGAAUGUGGGACAUGGAAGAAGGUUUGGCCAUUGCAUCAUCACGUCCCCUUGGUUGUACUAUCCGUGCAGUUGCAGCAGAUACGAAACUGUUGGUUGCUGGUGGUACUGAUGGUUUUAUUAACUGCUGGAGGGCAGUGGAGGGGCAUCCUCACUUGUUUGAGAUUAGGGGUCCUCAGAACCAGAAUGUUGAAUUCCGUCUGUGGGAGCAUGAGGGUCCUAUAACUUCUCUUGCUUUGGAUCUUACAAGGAUUUAUAGUGGAUCGUGGGACAUGACUGUUCGAGUAUGGGAUCGCACCCUGUUGAAGUGCGUAAAGGUCUUGAGGCAUAAUGACUGGGUGUGGGGUUUGGUCCCUCAUGAUACUACAGUUGCUAGCACAUCCGGUUCAGAUGUAUAUGUUUGGGAUACCGCUAGUGGGGCUCGAAUGACUGUUAUUCGUAAUGCCCAUGCAGGUAACACUUACUCUAUAGCUCGAAGCCACACUGGGGAUUUCCUUUUUACAGGAGGGGAGGAUGGUGCAAUACAUAUGUUUGAAAUCUCAAGUACUUGCCACGAGACCAACACUUUUCCGGUAGCAACAUGGAUGCCUCAUUCAGGUCCUGUGUAUUCCCUGGCAUUUGAGUUUCCAUGGCUUGUGUCGGCAUCUAGUGAUGGGAAGCUGUCGCUAGUUGAUGUCAGAAAGCUGCUUAGGUGUAGCAAGCAAACUUUAGGAAAGAGUAAGUUAAAGGUUAAACCAGGGAACCAUAGUACUGUGGAGCCCCCUCAAAGGAUGUUACAUGGUUUUGGGAACAAUCUCUUUUCAGUGGACAUUGGCGCUGAUCGUAUUGUGUGUGGAGGCGAGGAGGGUGUGAUCAGGAUCUGGAAUUUUUCACAAGCUUUAGAAAUUGAGCAGAGGGUUCGUGCUCUAAAAGGAAUACGAUUAGAGAACAGGAUGAGAAGACGAAAGCUCCAGUUAGAGAUCAGUAGUAAAGGUGGCCGCAAUGAUCAAUGUUCAUUUGCAGCCAAGAAGAAUUCAGUUAACAGCGAUAGGAGUGGUGUUUGGUAUAAUAAACGGGGGACGAGUGGCAAGCUGAAGGCAUAGUAGCAAAUAAUAGAAACUGCAUGCCUUCAAGCCUGUAUACAAUUUCUAGUUUUAGUAGAUAAGGGUUUAUUGAUAGUAGUUCUUUUCUUUCUUUAGGGGGGCUUUGUUGUAUUCUGAUGGUUGCCACUACAUGUCUUUAAUAAUGAUCUCAAAGUUAACUUAUGAGCUUUUAA
Messenger RNA from Ziziphus jujuba (common jujube), 2385 nucleotides. RefSeq names its product F-box/WD-40 repeat-containing protein At5g21040. Gene Ontology annotation, molecular function: protein binding. Bases 506 to 2212 code for a protein of 568 amino acids. The record is from RefSeq and is a predicted model, not a curated record. Gene Ontology annotation, cellular component: preribosome, large subunit precursor. NCBI's taxonomy places the organism in Eukaryota, Viridiplantae, Streptophyta, Magnoliopsida, Rosales, Rhamnaceae. The transcript has 2 exons.